AUGCGCACGCUCAUCCGUCUGGUGGAACUUGAGGUGCAGACCGCAGUCCAUCAGGCUGUCGCCCUUCCUUGGUCCGGGCCGCUCGCGGACUCUCGGGUGUCCCUCCCGUGGCCGCCGUGCCGCACCCUGCAGGUCUGGCUGAAGCGAAGUGUAACUUGCAAAGUCCAGGCUGAGCAUCGCAGACAGCUUGGCUUAGUAGGCGGGACACCAGCCGUCGUGCUCCAGGAUUCGGGUGGUGAUAGUGGACUGGAUGGGUUAGGAGGACCAGGCAUACAACUAGGAAGCCCCGAUAAGAAAAAACGAAAGGCAAGUACACAGGGACCCUCUCUGCUCCCGCUGUCCGAGUAUGCUCCACCACCAAACCCGAACUCUGACCACCUAGUGGCUGCUAACCCAUUUGACGACAACUAUAACACCGUUUCCUAUAAGCCACUGCCUUCCUCCAACCAGUAUCUGGGCCCCGGGUAUCCCGGCUUUGGGGGGUACAGCACGUUCAGAAUGCCACCUCACAUCCCGCCGAGAACCAGAAUGUCCUCCCCAUACUGUGGCCCUUACUCACUCAGGAAUCAGCCACACCCAUUUCCUCAGAAUCCCCUGGGCCUGGGUUUUAAUCGACCUCAUGCUUUUAACUUUGGGCCACAUGAUAAUUCAAGUUUUGGAAAUUCAGCUUAUAGUAAUGUACUAAAUCAGAAUGUUAAUAUGCCUAAUCAACAUUUCAGACAAAAAUCCACUGAAAACUUUGGUCAGAUGCCCCCACAGAAUGCUAGCCAAGUAUCUAACCCUGACUUGGCACCUAAUUUUGUUCCUGGAAACAAUUCAAAUUUUGCCUCUCCGCUAGAACCGAAUCAUUCUUUUAUUCCACCCCCAAACACGUUUGGUCAAGCAAAAGCCCCUCCUCCAAAACAAGACUUCAUCCAAGGAACAACCAAAACCCCCAAUCAGAAUGCAUCUGCACAUCCCCCUCACCUGAAUUUGGAUGACACGGUGAACCCCAGCAAUAUGGAACUAAAAAGCGUGACGCGAAACAGUGCGGCCAAGCAGGAGAACAGCCGCGCGAGCAGCGCGGAGAUCGCUGUAAAAGUCACCUCUGCAUUCUCCAGCGUCUAG
Octodon degus (degu) is the source of this 1107-nucleotide messenger RNA. RefSeq names its product pygopus family PHD finger 1 (gene Pygo1). NCBI's taxonomy places the organism in Eukaryota, Metazoa, Chordata, Mammalia, Rodentia, Octodontidae. The record is from RefSeq and is a predicted model, not a curated record.